AUGGCGACUCAAUCACCCCACGUUCUGAUCGUUGGCUCAGGAAUCGUUGGGUUGCUGAUCGCACAGGGCCUCAAGAAAGAAGGAAUAUCCUUUGAGGUCUUUGAGUCUGAACCUUCAGCAACCACCUACCGGCCUCGCGAAUGGGGCAUGUCGGUGCAAUGGGGGCUCCCCAUGCUCAAGGACUGCUUGCCCGAAGAGCUCUUCGACCGCAUCCACACCGCUGCGGUGGAUCCGAAUUUCGAGCCCCCGGAUCCCGGAAUCCUGCCUACGUUCAAUGGCGCAACUGGUGAACUGUUGAAGAACAUUCCGCUGCUGCGCAUGUACCGGGUGUCCCGGCGACGGUUCCGAGCUUUCUGUGCCCAAGGCCUCAAUGUCCAGUAUGGCAAGGUGCUCGAGUCCGUCACAUACGACGACGAGAAUUCCACUGUCACCGCCGCAUUUGAGAAUGGCACGAAAGCCACUGGCACCCUACUGAUCGGAGCAGAUGGCGCUCAAUCACGUGUGAGAUCAUCCAUCUUGGGGGAGAAGGGACGGCCGUCUCUAGUCCCCUACUCGGCUGUCAACCUGCAUGUUUGCUAUAAUGAUGCGGAGAAGGCCCUGUUUGUCCGCCAAGCACAUCCUAUAAUGACCAUGGCCAUGCACCCUGAUGGCUACUGGCUAUGGAUCUCCAUUCAAGAGGUACCAGACCCCAAUGACCCCGCGACCUGGGUGUUUCAGCUGCAAACCACUUGGAAGAAGAGAGAGGGCGAGGAAGUCGACUCGUUGGCAAAUCUGAAAGCCAAGGCUGAAACCUUUGGUGAACCAUUUCGAUCAGCGAAUCUUUGGAUCCCCGAGGGCACAAAGGUUCAUGUGAACAACCUGUCGUACUGGGUCCCGGUUCCCUGGGAUACCCGGAAGGGCAGGGUAUUACUCGCCGGUGAUGCUGCUCACCCUAUGACCUUCCAACGGGGUCAGGGACUGAACCACGGUAUUGCGGAUGCGAGAAGCAUCGUUCUCAAGUACAAGGAUGCCGUUGACGGCAAGAUGACUUUUGAAGAAGCCGCCGACGCGUAUCGAGACGAGCUUGUAGAUCGAGCAGGUGAAGAAGUUCGAUUGUCCAUGGAGAACACUGAGAUGUUGCAUGACUGGGAGAGGAUGGCCAACUCGCCCAUCAUGCAGCGCGGAGGCCAUCCAAGAGAGAAGUAG
This is a messenger RNA of Cladophialophora carrionii CBS 160.54, 1185 nucleotides long. RefSeq lists its product as uncharacterized. Lineage: Eukaryota; Fungi; Ascomycota; Eurotiomycetes; Chaetothyriales; Herpotrichiellaceae. Gene Ontology annotation, molecular function: FAD binding. The transcript is spliced from 6 exons. Bases 1 to 1185 code for a protein of 394 amino acids. The record is from RefSeq and is a predicted model, not a curated record.